AUGGUGAAGAAUGUGUUUAGCAGAAUUGAUUUGUCGAGUUUCGUUACAGGUUCAACAGAACAUACGUGGGAACCAACAAUGUCGGCAGAGACAAACAUACCAAGUUACUGGCUUAACUGGAGAUUCUUCUUAUGCGCAAUCUUUGUCUUAACGUCUCUGUUUCUGUCUUCUUUCUUGAUUUGGAAAUACGAAGGACCAAGAAAACGCAAGAAACGUGGUGAUGAUCAGAGAGAAGAACACAUAGGAGCUGUGUUAUACGAUGAUGAGACUUGGAACACUUGUGUUAAAGGGAUUCAUCCGAAUUGGCUUCUCGGUUUUCGAGUUUUCGGUUUUGUUGUUCUUCUUGGACUCAUCUCUGGUAAUGCUAUUGCUGAUGGAGCCGGCAUUUUCAUCUUCUACACACAAUGGACUUUCACAUUGGUCACAAUCUACUUUGGGCUUGCAGCAUUGGUGUCCAUAUACAGAUUUAGAUCUGGUGAUGACGGUCAAAACGAAGUCAGUUCAGUAGAUGAAGAGCAAGGGUCUUAUAGACCUCCCGUUAAUGGCGAAAACCCGAAUGACUUUAAAUCUUCAAACGGACACGAGAGAAACAACAUGUCUACUCGUCAGAUGGCAACUACAUUGGGUUACAUCCACCAGAUUCUUUUUCAAACUUGUGCAGGGGCUGUAUUGCUUACAGAUGGAGUGUUUUGGUUCAUUAUCUACCCUUUUCUCACAUCCAAAGAUUUCAGUCUUGACUUUUUCAUUGUGAUUAUGCAUUCGGUAAACGCUGUUUUCCUCCUCGGCGAAACUUUCCUGAAUUCUUUGCGAUUCCCAUUGUUUAGGAUUGCAUACUUUGUGGUAUGGACCGGCGUAUUCGUGCUAUUCCAAUGGAUUGUUCAUGCUUGUGUCUCCUUCUGGUGGCCAUACCCAUUCUUGGAUUUAUCAUCACCUUAUGCUCCUUUAUGGUAUGCAGCGGUUGGAUUGAUGCAUGUACCAUGCUUUGGAAUAUUUGCUUUGAUCGUAAAGUUGAAGUAUAUGUGGCUCUCAAGAUGUUUCUCAGAAGAAUCAUAG
This is a messenger RNA of Arabis nemorensis, 1053 nucleotides long. Lineage: Eukaryota; Viridiplantae; Streptophyta; Magnoliopsida; Brassicales; Brassicaceae. The record is from the annotation of a GenBank genome assembly.